AUGGAUCAAGGUGCUGCUCUAUCUCUGACUUACCAACUCGUUGACGCUUUGGACCAGUAUGACGUUCAGCAACGAGUCACUUCGGUGUUGGGACAUGAGCUGUCGAGAGUCAAAACCGAGAAGCAGAUGCUCGUUAGAUUUCUGAGAAACGCUCUCAAGGACGAGCAAGAGAAGGCGGGAAACUACGCUAAAUCUGAAGAUGAGGUGCGGCAACUCAAACAAUAUAUCGCGGAGCUGCUACACAAUUUCAAGGCCAUCUACAUCCAUGCCUCUAGAGUACCUGACAAUGAUCUCGUGAGGUUCUUUGACGAAACGCUGUUGGACAUGAAGAAGAUCAUGGCGAACUACGGGAUGAGCGAUGAGUUGGAGACGCACAAAAAUUCUGCCUCUGAGCCUGCAAAAGGUGCUUAUCUCUUCUCCAGCCAAAGUCCUGGGAAACCCUUACAUGCUAGGAAACGCAACAAAUCACAACGACCUGGAUUGAGGGUCAUCACAAAGUUCCCACUCAACACGCCUAUUUACGACCUCAAUACGUCAGCUGAGGUUCGGCAAUCUGCUAGAAGCAGGCACCAGAGUCCGACCUGGAACACCGUUUGCGAGCAGCUUGUGGCAAGUGCACAGUAG
Lithohypha guttulata is the source of this 624-nucleotide messenger RNA. RefSeq lists its product as uncharacterized. The transcript has a single exon. Lineage: Eukaryota; Fungi; Ascomycota; Eurotiomycetes; Chaetothyriales; Trichomeriaceae. Bases 1 to 624 code for a protein of 207 amino acids. The record is from RefSeq and is a predicted model, not a curated record.